Liolophura sinensis is the source of this 832-nucleotide messenger RNA. RefSeq names its product DET1- and DDB1-associated protein 1-like. Gene Ontology annotation, biological process: positive regulation of proteasomal ubiquitin-dependent protein catabolic process. The coding region runs from base 38 to 403 and encodes 121 amino acids. NCBI's taxonomy places the organism in Eukaryota, Metazoa, Mollusca, Polyplacophora, Chitonida, Chitonidae. The record is from RefSeq and is a predicted model, not a curated record. Gene Ontology annotation, cellular component: Cul4-RING E3 ubiquitin ligase complex. The transcript is spliced from 4 exons.
AUGAACCAUCUUUUCCCCAAUGGCGAUGUUUUAAAGGAUGCUUGCAAUUGUUUCUGCCCUCACACUCACUCAUGUUUGUAAUCCGUGUACAUUAUCUUUUCAGGCCGACUUUCUGAAAGGGUUGCCCUCUUACAACGAGACAAACUUUACAAGGUUUCACCAAGAUUCGAGCUGUAAAACAACGGUACGGAGACCUGGUGUGUAUAUAUCAACUAAGGAUCAUCCCUGUGAACAAGUUAUUACAACAGAGAAGACCAAUAUUCUACUGAGGUAUCUACAUCAACAGUGGGAUAAAAGGAAUGCAAAUAAGAGGGACUCAAAUAAGGCAAAUUUAGAUACAGUUGAAGGAAACAACAGCCAAAAAGUACCUAGAUUAAGUCAACAAGGGAGCAGCAAUUCAUGAAAAGUUCUGUGUGGGCAAAGGAAUAUUCGUCUCCAUGUGUGUGAAGACAAAACUACAAGAGACCAUGGCCAGUUGUUGUGAGCUUGGGACUGGGAACUUGAUCCCUGUGAGCUGUGCCAACACAUCUCUGUGCAGAGACACACUGUUAAAACAGCUUGUAGUGCUCAACAAUAACAACAGAACAGUGACCCAGUGGUCCAGUUUUAAACGUGAAACAAGGUGGACAUUUUGUUCAGUGGCUAGUUCAGUGGUUCUUGUAUGUGAAUGCUUUACUGCCCUAUGUGAACAGCUAGAAAAUCCAUUUGAUCUGACAUGAGCUCUGAUGGUAAUCUGUGUACCUAAAGCUAAACAUUGGCUGCAUUUCGAAUUGGUGAAGUUCAAGGGUUCACAGCAUGGUUGAUUUAUUCAGUCUGUACUAUACAAUUGUCU